AUGGUUGCGGAAACGAAAUUGUACGAUGCGUUAAGCAUCAAGCCCGAUGCGUCGCAGGAUGAUAUCAAAAAGGCAUACCGGAAAGCCGCGCUGAAGUAUCAUCCGGACAAGAACAAGGACGACGCCGGUGCAGCAGACAAAUUCAAGGAGGUUUCCCAAGCCUACGAAGUCCUCUCCGAUCCCGAAAAGCGCAAGGUCUAUGACCAGUUCGGUCUCGAAUAUCUCCUCCGCGGCGGCCCUGCGCCAUCGCCAGGCGGCGGUGCUGGUGCAUCGCCCUUCGAGGGUGGAAUGCCCGGUGGCUUCGGCUUCGGUGGAGGUAUGCCCGGCGGGGGUGCGCGGUCAUUCCACUUCUCGAGCGGCCCCGGCGGCGGCAGCGGUUUCCGCUUCAGCUCCGCGGACGACAUUUUCAGGAACUUCGCCAAGGCUAGUGGUGGUGGAAUGGGUGGAAUGGACGAUGAUGAUAUCUUCUCGAUGCUGGGUGGUGGUUUUGGCGGCGGCGGCGGCGCUGGUCGUGGCUUUAGGUCGGGAACUAGCGGUCGCGGGCCAGGGUUCCAGCAAUCCCGGCGCGCGCCUACGCCGGAGCCGACUGUUGUGGAGAAGGAGUUGCCGUUGACGCUGGAGGAGCUGUUCCGGGGGACGACUAAGAAAGUUACUACGAAGAGUAAGGCGUUUGAUCCUAGUGGGAAGCGGACUGUGCAGGAUGUGACACUAGAGGCGAACAUCAAAGCGGGUCUGCGGACGGGAUCCAAGAUCAAGUAUAAGGGUGUUGGAGAUCAGGAGGAGGGUGGUCGACAGGAUGUCCACCUUAUUGUGACGGAGAAAGAACACCCCAACUUUAAGCGCCACAACGACCACCUGGUCACAACGGUCGAAAUCAGCCUCAAAGAAGCCCUAACCGGCUGGGAGCGCAUCGUGCGCACAAUCGACGGCAAAUCCAUCCGCGUCUCGAAACCAGGUCCUACACAGCCUGGCCACGAAGAACGAUUCCCCGGUUUGGGUAUGACGAUAUCCAAGAAGCCGACUGAACGCGGCGACCUGGUUGUCCGGGUCAACGUGCGUUUCCCGACCAGCCUGACCCCAUCCCAGAAGGACGUUCUGAGGGAUGUUCUUCCAUCAUAA
This is a messenger RNA of Aspergillus chevalieri, 1119 nucleotides long. RefSeq names its product putative DnaJ domain protein Psi. Gene Ontology annotation, molecular function: protein-folding chaperone binding. Gene Ontology annotation, cellular component: cytosol. NCBI's taxonomy places the organism in Eukaryota, Fungi, Ascomycota, Eurotiomycetes, Eurotiales, Aspergillaceae. The transcript has 3 exons. The coding region runs from base 1 to 1119 and encodes 372 amino acids. Gene Ontology annotation, biological process: translational initiation. The record is from RefSeq and is a predicted model, not a curated record.